Molecule: messenger RNA, 375 nt
Organism: Raphanus sativus (radish)
Lineage: Eukaryota; Viridiplantae; Streptophyta; Magnoliopsida; Brassicales; Brassicaceae
Product: putative FBD-associated F-box protein At5g56410
Exons: 1
Coding region: 1-375 (124 amino acids)
Molecular function (GO): protein binding
Source: RefSeq, a predicted model, not a curated record
AUGGACAGCUUUGGUGAGUUGACUGAUGACUUGCUCAUCAAGAUACUUUCAUUUGCUCCAACGACCAAAGUCGCCGUGGCUACGAGCGUUUUGUCGAAACGAUGGUUGUCGCUUUGGACAAUGGUGCCAAGACUCAGUUUAGAAGACCAAUGGAUUGAUACCGUGGACAUCAAUGAGAUUGAUUUCAUAGUCUUGCCGUCACAUGCUGUCUCCGGGACUUUGCUGUUACACAAGUCACCAGUUAUAGAAAGUUUUCACCUCACCAAAGCUUCUGGAUGCAUCGAUGAUUCGGAGAUUUAUCUAUGGGUUAGAGUCGCAGUCGAUCGUUUCGUGCGUGAUCUGAAGAUAAGCUUCACCGAUGCCAUCGGUUUAUAA